AAUCCGCGUAACAACAGAAGAUAUGUCUGGAUGGAUCAUAUAAAUAUCAAACCAAACCAAACCGCAAGCUUACCCCUUCAAUCAUCAUUCAUUACUAAUUAAUUGUUACCAAAUUAACCUUGCAACUUGAUUCAUUCAUUCAAUUCAACCCACUACUCUUUCUUAUCUCAGCUUCAUUUUCUAGUCAAAUUUUCCAUCACCAACUUCACGACUUAAUUAGCCUUUCGCUGCUGAAGAUGACGAUCACGGCAGCUCCGACGGUGAAGGAAGAGUGCCUCAUGGUGAGGGGAAAGGUUGUUUUGACCCAAGUCCCCGACAACAUCGUGGUUUCUCCGGUUGGUAGUGGUACAGCCACAGGGUGUGCUUUCUUGGGCGCAACUUCCACCGUUCCAAAUUCCCGUCAUGUCUUCACUCUUGGCUAUCUCAGGGGAUAUAAGCUGUUAUCUUUGUUCAGAUUCAAAAUCUGGUGGAUGAUCCCGCGUGUAGGGAGAUCUGGUAGUGAUGUUCCAGUAGAAACUCAAUUGCUGCUGCUGGAAGCAAGAGAAGAGGCUGCGCUUCAUGAUGAAUUUUCUUCUGAAUCUGAAGAGUCGACGGCUGAUAACACUUCCUACAUUCUCUUCUUGCCUGUUUUGGAUGGACAGUUUCGCGCAACUUUGCAGGGAACCCCAUCAAAUAAGCUCCAAUUCUGUGUUGAAAGUGGAGAUGCCCAAGUCCAAACUUCCCAAUCAAAUGAAGCAAUAUUUGUACAUUCAGGGGACAAUCCAUUUGAAUUGAUCCGGGAUUCUAUAAAGAUAUUGGAGAAACACAAAGGAACUUUCUGCCAUAUUGAAAACAAGAAGGUCCCUUCACAUCUUGAAUGGUUUGGAUGGUGUACUUGGGAUGCUUUUUAUACUGAAGUGAAUCCACAGGGAAUAAGAGAGGGCAUUCAAAGUCUCUCAAAUGGAGGUUGUUCACCAAAGUUUGUCAUCAUUGAUGAUGGAUGGCAAGAGACCCUCAAUGAGUUUCACAAAGAAGGUGAACCAAUGAUUGAAGGAACCCAGUUUGCAACAAGACUGAUUGACAUUAAAGAAAACAAGAAGUUCAGCAAUCCAAGCUCUGACGAUUGUUGCAACAAUCUUCAUGAUUUUCUGGACUGUAUCAAACAGAAUUUCAGUGUAAGAUACAUUUACAUGUGGCAUGCUUUAGCUGGUUAUUGGGGAGGAGCACUCCCUUCAUCAGAUGCAAUGAAGAAAUAUAAUCCAAGACUUGCACAUCCAAUUCAGUCACCAGGUGCCAAAGGGAACCUCAGAGAUGUAGCUAUGGACAGCUUGGAAAAAUAUGGAGUGGGAAUCAUAGACCCACAAAAGAUAUACAACUUUUACAAUGAUUAUCACAGUUAUCUUGCAAGCUGUGGUGUGGAUGGAGUUAAAGUAGAUGUCCAAAAUUUGAUCGAAACGUUGGGUUCUGGGUACGGUGGACGCGUUUCAUUAACCAAACAGUACCAAGAAGCACUGGAGGAAUCAGUGGAAAGGAACUUUAAGGACAAUAAUCUCAUUUGCUGCAUGUCUCAUAACUCUGAUUCAAUUUACAGUUCAAAGAAGAGUGCAGUAGCAAGAGCAUCUGAGGAUUUCAUGCCAAGAGAACCUACAUUUCAAACCUUACACAUUGCCUCAGUAGCUUUUAACAGUCUUCUUCUGGGGGAGAUAUUUGCGCCAGAUUGGGACAUGUUCCAUAGCAAGCACGAGACAGCCGAGUUCCAUGCUGCAGCAAGAGCAAUUGGUGGUUGUGCAGUAUAUGUAAGUGAUAAGCCUGGUAAUCAUGAUUUUAAAAUCCUGAAGAAGCUAGUACUGCCUGAUGGAUCAGUCUUGAGAGCAAGAUAUGCAGGCCGUCCUACUCGAGAUUGUUUAUUUGAAGAUCCUGUAAUGGAUGGUAAAAGUCUGCUGAAAAUUUGGAACAUGAAUAUGCUUACCGGGGUGGUAGGCGUCUUUAACUGCCAAGGAGCAGGAACUUGGCCAUUGAAAUCAUCAGAAACCGUACCAACACACUUAUCCAUUUCAGGGAAAGUGAGACCUCUGGAUGUUGAAUUUCUUGAAGAGGUUGCUGGUAAAAAUUGGAAUGGAGAUUGCAUAGUUUAUGCUUUCAAUGCAGGUUUGCUUUCCAAGCUGCCAAGCACAGGGAAACUAGAAGUGUACUUGGAGACUCUCCAAUGUGAAAUAUAUACAGUAUCUCCUAUCAGGGUGUUUGGUCAUGAAGUUCAAUUUGCUCCAAUAGGAUUGCUUGACAUGUACAAUUCAGGAGGAGCAGUAGAAGCUCUAGACUGCUGCACCAGGGAUGUUGCGGAAUGCAGAAUAAAAACCAAAUGCAGAGGAUGUGGCCGUUUUGGAGCCUACUCCAAUGUUAGACCAAAACGUUGUAUGGUGGACAUGAAGGAUGAGGAGUUCUCCUACAACUCUGAAGAUGGAUUAUUGACUAUUAAAGUUGAGGGUGAAGGCAAUUCAAGGGAAAUAGAAUUGGUAUACUGAUGAUGAAAAAGUAAUUGUUAAUUUUAUGUUCAGUAGUGCAAAGAUUUUUUACCAAUUGCUUGAAUAUCCGUUGUAGCAUCAUUGUAUUGAAAGAAACUUAUUUUC
This is a messenger RNA of Lotus japonicus, 2606 nucleotides long. RefSeq names its product probable galactinol--sucrose galactosyltransferase 2. The coding region runs from base 237 to 2501 and encodes 754 amino acids. The record is from RefSeq and is a predicted model, not a curated record. The transcript has 14 exons. NCBI's taxonomy places the organism in Eukaryota, Viridiplantae, Streptophyta, Magnoliopsida, Fabales, Fabaceae.